Messenger RNA from Gongylonema pulchrum, 249 nucleotides. The record is from the annotation of a GenBank genome assembly. NCBI's taxonomy places the organism in Eukaryota, Metazoa, Nematoda, Chromadorea, Rhabditida, Gongylonematidae.
AUGCGCACUGUGGACGAAGAUAUCAUUUGUACGUUGUAUACGCUGGACCAGGUGAUGUCGCUGUGCGCAAACCGCUCGGCUCGCGCCCCCUUCACGCUGGUCGAUUGUUUGGACGGUGCCGCUUCCCAGAACUUCGACUGGCACUCAGCAGAUCUACAGGUCAUGAGCAAUUGCUUCUGCAUGCGAACACUGCUCAGAAAUGCUACUGAACGCGAGCUCCUGCUACUGCCCACUCUCAGUUUCCGUUAG